Molecule: messenger RNA, 996 nt
Organism: Brassica oleracea var. oleracea
Lineage: Eukaryota; Viridiplantae; Streptophyta; Magnoliopsida; Brassicales; Brassicaceae
Exons: 3
Coding region: 1-996 (331 amino acids)
Source: RefSeq, a predicted model, not a curated record
AUGGACGGAAAUUUAGCGGAGGUUAUGAAAGGCAUGUCACUGGGUGAAGAUAAAUCAAUCAUAAUUCUGGAGGAUGAUGACUUCUGCGCAGUCGAAAGAUGGGGAAGAAGUAUUAUGGGUUGUCUCCUUAACCCUGAAUGUCAGAACAUGGGGAGGAUGCUGAAGACCAUGCCUAAGAUCUGGAAGGUUUACGACAAAGUUCGAGGGUUAGCUCUUACUAAAGAGAGGUUCCAAUUUGUCUUUGAUCUGGAAAUAGAUAUACAGAUGCUCUACAACCUCCCAACAAACUACUUGACACUGAAGACAAUUGAUGCAGUCGCUGAUGGUAUCAGUCAUGUUAAAGUGAUAGAAUUUGACCCUGAGAAACCACUGUUGAAUGACUAUAUUAGAGUACAAGUGGUUUUGGAUCUGAAUCAACCAAUUCCAGACAAGAAAUCAGUGACACUGCGGAGGACGAAUCAAAUAUGUGGAUGUAGGCAAAAAUGCCCACUCCUUCAAACUUCAAGGAACAAUGGAAAGGGUGUCGCUGGACGCCACACUGGAAUAGAAAAUUCGACUUCAGGAGUAAGGCAACACCAUAAUAACUUGGCUGACAAGAUCAUGCCUUUGCUCGCUCCAUCCAUUCCUCCUGGCUUUGAGCCGCUUUCGUCUGUGGUAGCUUCUAAGGUUUUUGAACAGAUGAUAAUCUACAUGAACUGUGCUGAUUCAGAGGAAAGAUUGCUUAGAGAAGCAAAGAUGAAGAAAAUGUUAAAUGAACUAUCACAUGAUCCUAUUGCACAACGGUCUUGCUUACGUUUGGAAAUUGCCCCAAGAGUGUCAACAGAUGGUCAUGCUGGCAGAGGGAAAAUCUUUGAUUUUAGUAGAGUCCAAGCAGACCAGCUAUAUGAUAUUACAAAAUUGUCAUCUAAGGUUCAUGCUACCCGAAGAAAUCACACAUCUGCAAGUUUGACAGAAAGAGAUCAGUUGAAGAAGAUUGAGGAGACGAGUGGUUUAUAA